Molecule: messenger RNA, 682 nt
Organism: Caenorhabditis elegans
Lineage: Eukaryota; Metazoa; Nematoda; Chromadorea; Rhabditida; Rhabditidae
Gene: bmy-1
Product: Boca/MESD chaperone for YWTD beta-propeller-EGF
Exons: 3
Coding region: 1-561 (186 amino acids)
Biological process (GO): protein folding
Cellular component (GO): endoplasmic reticulum
Source: RefSeq, marked reviewed
AUGAAGUGGAGGACGGUAUUCAUUUUCCUGUUAGCUGCUCAUAUCGGACUUGCCAAUGUUAAACAAAAAAAGAAGGAUCUAUCCAGUUACACAGAUGCGGAGCUGGAAAAGCUGUAUGAAGAGUGGGAGGAAAACGACGAGGACGAACUAGAAGAAGAUGAGAAGCCAGAACACAAAAGAAAACCGCCACAAUUGGAUCUGGAAAGUAUGAAGGCAAAAGCCAAAGACCCGGAGGAUCUUCUUAUGAUGUCAAAGAAAGGCCAAACAUUGAUGCUCUUCGUCGGAGUUGUUGAUCCAUCGCAACCAGAUCGCUCGGAUAUUCGCCCGUUCACGGAAAAAUGGACGCAAAUAUGGCAAUCUCAACUCUACAAUAAUCACGUGGAUCUGCAAGUUUUUGUGAUUGACGAUAAUAGGGCCAUCUUCAUGUUCAAAAACGGAGAACAAGCAUUCGAAGCAAAGAAAUUCCUUUUGAAACAAGAAUUCGUUUCCGAAGUGACGAUCGAAGGACAGAGCUUUGACGGACCUGCGAAGAAAUUCAAAACUGGCAAGAAAGAGCUAUAAUAUUCACAUAUCCUAGUCAUUUGUAUCAAAUAUUUAUUUACGAGGUUCCCCAAUUUCUCAUGUGCCUUUUUGCAUUUCACUUACUUUUUACAUAAUAUUUCACUCAUAAAUUAUAUUUUCU